This is a messenger RNA of Rotaria sp. Silwood2, 963 nucleotides long. The record is from the annotation of a GenBank genome assembly. NCBI's taxonomy places the organism in Eukaryota, Metazoa, Rotifera, Eurotatoria, Philodinida, Philodinidae.
AUGUUAAUGUCCACAGUAGUCGUUAUCGUUCUUUUCUCUUUUAACGGUAUUUUGCAGGCUGCAAAAUGUCCGAAUAUUGCUACCGUAUCUGGAUUUAAUGCGAACAGAUAUGCAGGUGUAUGGUAUGAAGUAUAUCGAAAUACUAUUUUAUUUGAACUUGGUGCUAAAUGUGUCAAUGCAACUUAUACAGUACAAGAUGAUGGAUCAAUUGGAGUAUUCAAUCAAGCUAUCAACUCGUUCGGUUAUUAUACUAGUAUAAAUGGAACAGCUAAAGUAAAAAAUUCUGCACAACCCGGUUCAUUAGUUGUUAAUUUCAAUAGUCCAACAAAUAUUCUUAUGAAUAAAGUAUUUUCAAGAUAUGGAUUACCAAAACACAUCGUGUUGAACAACGGUCCUCAAUUGGUAUCAAAUUUAUUCAAAAAUUUUUGUGAUAAACUAGGCAUUAAACAAAAUUUAACAGCAAAUUACCACCCACAAAGCAAUAUGACAGAACGUGUGAAUAGAACAUUAAAGCCGCUAAUUGCCAUAUACGCUCAACAACAUCAUAGUUCAUGGGACAUUGAAAUUCAAAAAUUAGCCUUUGCAAUUCGGACAGCAAUCAACGAAACAACAGGUGAAACACCAGCCUUUCUGAUGUUCGGUCGUGACCCCAGAGAUCCACUCGAUCUAUUAAUCGGUGAAACAAUAGAAGAAUCCAGCUCAAUGGUAGUGAAUCAUGAAUCAAUUCAAGAAUAUAAAAACAAAUUGAUCAAUAAUUUUCGAAGUGCAUUUAACGUUAUUAGAGAACACUCAGAAAUAGAAAAAAUAAGGCAAAAAGAAAAAUAUGACCAACACACUACCCAAAAACAACACAAAGAAGGUGAUUUAGUAUGGAUCGCGAAUCUCAAACCACAAAUUGGAGAAAAUUGUAUGGUGGGAAAAUUACAACCACAUUACGAAGGCCCAUACCGUUUGAUCAAAUAA